CAGCCCUUGGAUUUCUAGGUAACUGCUGCGCCGGUAACAGCGUCGACAGACGAGUGGGGCCGGAGCGGCAUGAACACAGUUCCCGCUCCCACCUCGCUCAACCCUGAAGACAUCCAGUCGAACUUGGCCUGGGGUGCGCGUGCGAGUAUCAGGUUGCUGAGCACAACGAUUGACAGGUGCUCCCGGACCAGCACACUCCAUCAAGUUGAGUGGGAGAAAGCGCACGUGCGUGUCUGUCCGGGACAGGGAUGUAGAUGCAUAUUUAUAUUGCAAAAAAAACCUCACAGUAACAAUCUCUCUCGCCCGAGCAAUUCUGCUAUUUUCAACCGUUGAGGAUUAGUUCGAAUUAGAUCAGCUUCUCGCAACCGAGCUAAAAGUGUUUUGUUCUUCUGAAGCCUGAAAGUAAUGGUUUAACCAGUGCCUCUGUGACCACUGAUAUCAACUCUACCAGCAAAAAUAUUUGGCAAGUUCGUCUUUAAAAAAAAAAAAACAGUCCGGAGCAAAAUCCUUUCUUCAGGUUUGUUGAUGGGGGAUGUUAUUGAUGGCAAUUCCUGGCCCAAUGAUGCAGGGGGCGAAACAAGGCCCUCCAUCGUACAGGGGAAUGAAGAUGCGGAAGAGCUACAGACGUACUUACAUGAGAAACAACAGGGAUUUGUGGAUCAACUAGAAAUGCAUGUACAAUUGGAGGCUAAAACCAUUCCUCCUGGGAAUUCUGAGCAACUGGUAUCACCUCAAGAAGAAGGAAUUUCUCUGAAUGUACCAAGUUUGGCAGAUUUCAACACCUCAAACUCUGCCAAAGUGGCAAAGGAGAAAAAGGCAGAGCAUGUGCCUCAAAUGAAACCCACACCAAGGCUAUCAGGAUCUUCUUCAGUUGCAUUGGAAUUACCAGGACCAGAAAACUACCCACCUAAAGUUGCUCCGGCAUCCAAAUUGUGGACCACAGAGAAGAGCAGUGCAACCAAGCUCCGAAUGGAGGAUUUUGGUUUGGGUGCCAACACGCCUUUGACUGUUGGCCAGAUGCUCCAGCUGGCAGUGAGAAAUUAUGGUCAACGUGAUGCUUUGGCUUACAAAGUGGAAGAUCAUUGGGAAAAAAUAACCUUUAAACAAUUUUACAAUCGAUGCAAAAGUGCUGCGAAGAGCUUUCUUAAGCUUGGACUGGAACGUUUCUGUGGUGUUUGCAUCCUAGGAUUCAACAGUCCAGAGUGGUUCAUUGCAGACGUAGGAGCAAUUCUGGCAGGUGGCUUGGCUGUCGGGAUUUAUGCAACAAAUUCUGCAGAUGCAUGCAAGUACGUGAUCGAUAACUGCAAGGCCAACAUUGUGGUGGUGGAGAACAAUAACCAAUUGCAAAAGAUUAUGGAGAUUAGAAAAAGGUUGUCUCACCUGAAAGCAAUUGUUCAGUAUAAAGAUGCAUUGGAAACAGAGCAUUCAGGCAUUUUUACGUGGAAACAAUUCCUGAAACUUGGGCAUUCUAUCAGUGAUGCAGAGCUGGCUGAACUUAUUAAUGGUCAGAAGUCUAAUCAUUGUUGUACAUUAAUCUACACAUCUGGAACUACAGGAACCCCAAAAGGAGCAAUGCUUAGCCACGACAAUAUAACUUGGACUGCCCACACAGCAGGGGCGACUGUGGGGAUUUCUCCACUGACUCCCGAAAGAAUUGUCAGUUUCCUUCCACUGAGUCACAUUGCAGCACAGAUGAUGGAUCUGUGGAUUCCAAUGACGUUUGGAAGCACUGUCUACUUUGCACAGCCGGACGCACUCAAGUCUACUUUAGUGGAAACUUUGAAAGAUGUGCAUCCUACUGCCUUUAUGGGAGUGCCACGUGUUUGGGAGAAAAUUGAGGAAACGCUGAAACAAAUGGCUGCCAAUUCAUCACCUUUAAAAAGAAAGCUAGCUGCCUGGGCAAAGGUGAAAGGUCUACGAGCAAGUUAUAAUAUAAUGAACGGAAUAGAUUCAACACCUUGGGGAUACGCCCUGGCAAAUAAACUGGUGUUUCGGAAAGUACGUAAUGCCCUGGGUCUGGACCACUGUACGAGGUGCUUUACGGGAGCUGCACCUAUCUCCAAAGCAACACUGGAUUUCUUCCUGAGUCUCCGUAUCACAAUUUGUGAACUGUAUGGAAUGAGUGAAAGUAGUGGUCCACACACUAUCUCUUAUCCAGAAUCAUUUAGAGUAACAAGCUGUGGAAAGGAUAUGGAAGGGUGCAAGUCUAAACUUUCCAAUUCAGAUCGUGAUGGGGUUGGAGAAAUAUGUUUCUGGGGCAGAAAUGUCUUCAUGGGAUACCUGAACAUGGAUGAGCAAACCAUAUCAACCAUAGAUGAAGAUGGCUGGUUGCAUUCUGGAGAUUUGGGAAAAUUUGAUAGUGGGAGAUACCUGUAUAUUACCGGCAGAAUAAAAGAAAUGAUAAUCACCGAUGGAGGUGAGAAUAUAGCUCCGAUCCCCAUUGAGGAUGCUGUUAUGACUAAACUGCCACUGAUUAGUAACGCCAUGUUAAUUGGCGAUAAGAGAAAAUUCCUCUCCAUACUUCUCACUUUGAAGUGUAAUAUGGAUAAUGAGACAGGAGAACCACUUGACGAUUUGGCUCCACCAACCAUUGAUUUCUGCCGCAAAAACGGAUGUUCAGUUACCCACUUGAGUGAUUUUGUGAAAAGACAAGAUCCUAUGAUCGAGAAAGCUAUUCAGGAUGCUAUUGACACCGUGAAUAAAGAUGCCACAUCAAAUGCUCAGAGAAUCCAAAAGUGGAUAAUUUUGGAUAAAGACUUCACAGUUUCUGGAGGAGAAUUGGGUCCGACAAUGAAACUGAGAAGGCCUUUUGUGGCAGAAAUGUACAAAGAAGAGAUUGAUUCUCUUUAUAAUGAAUGAAUUUGACAUAAUGUGUAGAGAGUAUAAGAAAAUCCAGCCGUUUAAAAUAUUAAAGACUGGCGGAUUCUGUAAUGUUAAGUUCAUGUACAAGGUUUUUUGUGUCUUCAAAUGAACAAGAAAUAGUGAUCAAUUCCACUGUUCAUA
Messenger RNA from Amblyraja radiata (thorny skate), 3003 nucleotides. Its product is annotated as long-chain-fatty-acid--CoA ligase ACSBG2-like. NCBI's taxonomy places the organism in Eukaryota, Metazoa, Chordata, Chondrichthyes, Rajiformes, Rajidae. Gene Ontology annotation, molecular function: long-chain fatty acid-CoA ligase activity. The record is from RefSeq and is a predicted model, not a curated record. Bases 526 to 2859 code for a protein of 777 amino acids. The transcript has 15 exons. Gene Ontology annotation, cellular component: endoplasmic reticulum; membrane.